Brassica napus (rape) is the source of this 486-nucleotide messenger RNA. RefSeq lists its product as uncharacterized. NCBI's taxonomy places the organism in Eukaryota, Viridiplantae, Streptophyta, Magnoliopsida, Brassicales, Brassicaceae. The transcript has a single exon. The record is from RefSeq and is a predicted model, not a curated record. Bases 1 to 486 code for a protein of 161 amino acids.
AUGCUCUCGGACGGCUUAGUCUCUCUCCAUGACAGAAGUGUACAGCAGCCAUUCGUGUCUUGGCCUACGGUACUGCAGCUGAUGCUGUUGACGAAUACCUCCGACUCGGUGCAACGACAGCUCGGUUAUGACCAGAAAUGGUGUGAAGUUGCUAGUAGCAGGCGCGAUGUAAGUGGUAAGAAGAGAAAGUGUGAUGAUGGAGCACAAUCAGAAAGCUCUCAAGCAACUUACAACCUCGGUGAUGAACCAACUAACCGACCUCCUGGCGUUAAGGCAGCCAAAAGAGCCUCUGGUAAGAGAAGCAUCGCAGAUAGCCUGUCAGCCUCUGAGUAUCAGACCAUGUGGUCUAUUAAAGAGAGAGACUUGGCAGCGAAGGAGAGACUUUCGAAGAUGGCUUUGCUUGACAGGCUCAUUGGCAAGAAAGAUCCUCUAACUGAAUAUGAAGAAGCGCUAAAGAAUAAGCUAAUUUCAGAGAUGUUGGGAUAA